Podospora bellae-mahoneyi is the source of this 1929-nucleotide messenger RNA. RefSeq lists its product as uncharacterized. Gene Ontology annotation, cellular component: plasma membrane. The transcript is spliced from 2 exons. Bases 618 to 1733 code for a protein of 371 amino acids. The record is from RefSeq and is a predicted model, not a curated record. NCBI's taxonomy places the organism in Eukaryota, Fungi, Ascomycota, Sordariomycetes, Sordariales, Podosporaceae.
CCUCUUCCCACAAAGAAAUCCCAGCUUUGCUUUUGCUUCUCGAAGCACCCGGUGCCCUGGUUGGUCCCCGGCGGAAAAGCUGUCUCAGUGCGUCAUGCCUGGGCACUGCUGGUUCGCUCGCUCUGGAAGCCGGUAAAGUCCCACGUGUUGGCAACGGUUGUGAUCGGGAUUUUGUCCCUGCAUUGACCAAAAUAGACAUGUUCUCGGAAGGUGUCGGUCAGCUCGGUAACGUUGAAGCUGUCAUGGCAAAGGUGCUCCACUGACCAAACAUCUCAUGUUGAUGCUUUGACAGUUACCCACGAUUCGCUGAUGGAUUCGUAAUCAUCUGGCAGGAUGGCAUGCCCACGCCACCAAGGCUGGCCCCCUGCGUUGAAGCUAUGCCCUGCAGCAACUUCGCAGGUUGGGAUGGUGGUGUGGUGGCCGAAGAGGUGACGUUCGUUGAUACCCCACUAUCCCACCCUUCUGAACGUCCGUCCGCCGCCGUUAAGACUGUUCCCCGAAGCCCGCAGAGUGAACGAACCGCCGAUAUUAAAGAACAGACCCGCCUGGACCAGGGCACAGACAUAACAUAACAGUAUAAUAUUUCUAGCUCGUCAUCUCAAGAUCAUUCCAUCCCAAUGUCGUCUUCUCUCCCAAGUCACAAUCAGCCGGGCGAAUCUUCAUCACUUUUGCCAUCAAACACACCAACUGAAAGUGCUUCUCGCUCACAGGGACAACAAACCGAACAAACAGGAGCAAUGUCAGAAAUCAACACCCUCCUCACAGGCGCCGCCUUUGGUGCCGCCUUGACAGCAUCAGGAGUAUUCCAACCUUCGGUCAUCAUCUCACAACUCAACUUCACCAACUUCCACAUGAUCCAAACGUUCCUCACCGCGGCUGCCGGUUCAGCAGCCACCGUCUCAAUAGCCCAAGCCCUCCAACCGAACCAUCCGAACCUCGUCCCCCGUGCCGCCUCCAGCCUCGGGCUGUUCGGCCCCUACGACGGCAACAUCCUAGGCGGUAUCCUCCUCGGCUCAGGAAUGAUGCUCUCCGGCGCCUGCCCCGGCACAGUCCUCGCCCAGCUGGGAGUAGGUGUCAAGUCAGGAGUGUACGCCUUCGCCGGUGCCUCCCUUGCCGGUGUAGUUUGGUCAGGGUUCCUGAAGCCACUGCUCACCCAAUGUCCAACACCACCAAAGGCUGGCUCGGCAUCACCAUCACCAAAAGCAACAGUCCACGAGGUUCUGGGGGUCAGCAAGGGGACUUUGUUGCUUGCGUUGGAGGCCAUGUUUGUCGGCAUCGUUAUUGCCGCAGCCAAAUUCACCGAAGUUGGCCCAGAAGCCAAGAUCCCUCCUUAUUACGGCGGGAUGUUGAUUGCCGGAGCGCAGCUGCUGAGCUUGGUUGUCAGGGGUUGCCUGGUCGGCAUGUCUACUUCGUAUGAGGAAGUCGGCGGGUGGAUGCUUGGUGGAAAGCUGGUGCCGGAGAAGUACAGGAACAUGCUGUUCUCUGCGGGUGUUAUUGUUGGGUCGUAUUUCCUGUCGCACGGUGCCCCCAAGUUUGGUGAGGUGACGGAUGUGGUUGUCAGUCCCUUGAGCGCGGCGGUGGGUGGAUUCUUGAUGAUCUUGGGGUCGAGGAUGGCUGGGGGUUGCACAUCUGGGCAUGGCAUCUCGGGGAUUUCACUGCUGUCGAUGUCGAGUUUUUUGACGGUCGGGGCGACGUUUGCGGCGGGAGGGUUGAUGGGGUUAUUGAUUGGUUGAGGUCGGUUUGGUCAAGUGAGGGUAGUGGGACAGUUGCCCAAGUUUGGAAUUCUCGAAUAUGGUUCUUUCUGUGUACAUGCUGAGAUUCGGGCUCAUGCGGCCCAUGUAUAUUUAUAUCUCUACUUACAACAUGGGUACUGCUACUUCAGUUUGUGCCCAAGGGCCAACAGGCUUUCACCACUCCACAGUUCCCUCU